CAACCCACCAUCUAUAUAUAAAAAGUCUACUCAUGCACUAACCCUCACAUGCACUCUAUAUAGUCUAAGGGUGAAGAAAUUGAAGGAAGUCAUAUUUAUAUUUGCAGCUCAUCUCAGAAUAUAAAAAUCAUGGGGAAUUGCAUAAAUAGGCCAUUAAAAGAAGAAGAAGAAGAAAAAGAGAUGGCAGAGGCUGGGGAGAAGUUCAUCAGUGAAAAAAAUGGUGAGUUGGAAAAAACCAGUAAUGGUAACAAGAGAGUUAAGAUUGUCUUGACAAAGGAUGAGUUGCAGUGGCUGCUGUUUAGGAUCCAGAUAGGAGGGGAAGGUGUUAUCAAUGGAGAUCAUCAGUUACAGGAUCUCUUGAAGAUGAGAGGGGGAGGAAGAGCUUUUGGGUGGAAGCCUUCUUUGGAGAGCAUCAUUGAGUGCCCAGAAGUGCCUCCAGGCUGCAGUUAGAGAUAAGGAAUGAUAGACUAACUUCUAUCAUUUCUUUUCUACUCAUUAGUUUUGUUUGGUUGGGAAACUUAUUUUGGGGGAGAAAGGGAAUUGAAGGGAAGUAGGUGAUAAUAUUUACUAGUUUGCAUCAUUUGUAUCAUUGUAUGUUUAAAUGAUUCUACAUAGUCAGAUCGAGUAGAUAUAUAUAAAGAGUUAUGUAUAUAUAGUUAUAUACGCCUUUUUUUAUAUUACCAAAAUAAAUGGAUAACACUUGGUAAUAUAGUAGUAUAUAUGGAGGAUAAAAUAUCACUUGUUUUGAGUUUUCUCAAAAUAGUCAGAUAGAGUAGAUAUAUAUAAAGAGUUAUGUAUAUAUAGUUUUUUCCCGAAUGCCAAUUAAAUAAAUA
Molecule: messenger RNA, 833 nt
Organism: Cuscuta europaea
Lineage: Eukaryota; Viridiplantae; Streptophyta; Magnoliopsida; Solanales; Convolvulaceae
Source: the annotation of a GenBank genome assembly